This is a messenger RNA of Geodia barretti, 2052 nucleotides long. The record is from the annotation of a GenBank genome assembly. Lineage: Eukaryota; Metazoa; Porifera; Demospongiae; Tetractinellida; Geodiidae.
UAUCCAUCAUCAGGAUGACCGGCAGCGCUAUAGACAUCUGUUAAAUGAACCAUUUCUGCAUUUGUUAAUCAAAUGCCGAAGGUUUUAGCACACCUUGUUCCCUUGCUUUUACGCAUUAUUAUUACGUAUAUAGAUGGCCGGAAUCCAGAAAGAAGAUGCUCACGAGCAGACAUGUGUAUCAACAAGAUAUGAUUCCUUUCCAAAAGAGAUAGUCAAGUUGCUUCAAGACCAAGUGGCAGUAGAAGAUGCAGAUGAAUUCUUGGAUGGCAUGUUUAAUUCUCAACCCCAAGUUGUGGAAGAGAAUUAUGAUUUUGUUGACGGGGAACCAGCUCCUCAUUUCAUCCGCACAAUAACGGGGGACUUGCUCCUGAUGCCACAUCAAACUCUUUGCUGUGGUCAAAUUGUCUCUGAGGCUGCUCUUACAAGACUGGAAACCGACCAGUGCCCGUUUUGCCAGAAGGAGGGAAUGAAUACUACACUGGACAAGCAUUAUCAGCGUCAAGUUCGUGAACUCCAGGUCUUCUGCUCUCAUCGAAACAGAGGUUGUGAGUGGACAGGCGAGGUGUCGUCUUUACAUGCCCAUGCCAAGUGUUGUGUCAAAAAAGAUUCCCCUAUAAUCCAACAACUAGGAGUUGGAAUCCUACUCGUGGAAAAUGCAGUUGUGGUACUGGACCAACUCAUCCCACUGACCAACUUUUCGCACCAACUUGGAAUAGCACUGGAACUACCUAAAGAGGUUGUAGAUAAAAUCCAUGCAGAACACCAAAGAGCACCUGAUCGUCUCCGGCACAUAGUUCUAGAAUUUUUAAGCAGCACCCAGCCACUUCCAACAUGGACAGCCAUCAUUGAAGCACUUCAGGCCCCAGGGUUGAACCGAUUUAAACUGGCUGAGAAGAUAAAACAGAAGUUUUUAACCCCAGUGGACACAAAUGCAGCCAUUGCAGAAAUAACACCGCAAACUGAAGAAUCAUUAGAAGAUGCACAUUUCCGGAUGCCUGACAAUGCAGCAGCAAUGACAGGGGUUAGACUUGGUUUUGGAACCUAUUCUGACAUGUUGGAGGUUACAUACAAAGGCAGAAAAUAUGCUGCUAAAAUAUACAGAGAAAUAGAAUCCGAAGCAGUUAUAGCAUCAUUUUGUCGAGAGCGUCAAAUUCUCUCAAUAAUCCAACAUCGUAAUAUAGUAUCUUAUUACGGCACAUGUAAUAUAAGGGGUGGAGAUACUACAGCAAUAGUUAUGGAACGGAUGGAAAAGAACCUAAGCAUUCAUCUCAAAAAUUGCAAAUUAGUGGUUACACAAAAGCUUUCUCUUUUGAAUGAUGUUGCACAAGGCCUUGCUUUCCUUCAUUCGCAACGACCACCAAUUGUGCAUAGAGAUCUAACUGCUGCAAAUAUCCUUUUGGAUUCAAGAAUGGUUGCAAAGAUCGCAGACUUUGGAAAUUCUGUGCUGAUCGAUAAUGAAACCCCCUGCCUACUCACACCUUUUCCUGGUACCACCGACUACAUGCCUCCAGAAGCUGCAGAUGGUGAUUACAGUGAGAAGCUAGAUGUGUUUUCGUUUGGUCAUCUUUCAAUUUAUGUUUUAAAUCAGCAGCAACCAUGCCCACUACUUCAAUGCACUUAUGUAAAACAGGGAGAGGUGUUCGGGCGCUCCGAGAUAGAGAGACGCAAGCAAUAUCUCGACAAAGUCAUCGAAUAUUUAGAUAGGGAAGAUAAGACCUUUUUGUAUUCCACUCUCAGCAGCUGCCUUCAAAAUGAACCGAACUUACGACCGUCGACUAAAGGUAUUAUUGACAGUGGUGUGCUUUCAGUCGAGAAACACUAGCAUUAUGUCACUAUAGUCAAAAACACCUGUAAAGUGUAAAUUGUCUCCGUAUAAUAUCAGAUGACCCUCCUACAAACUGUAUUGUGUAUGUAUCAUGUGCUUGCAUGUGCGGAGUGAGGAGUUUACUGUUUAGUCAACAUCCACAUUAAAACUCUUUGGAGCCCAAAGCCACUGUAAUAAUAACGUAACACAAUAAUUUGGGCCCCAAAGAUCUCAAAAGACAAACAAUG